UGGGUCUUCCAUCUAAAUCUGUCAAAUCCCAAAAUCCUUCGGCCCUUCGCAUUUCUAGGCUACCCAGGAUCCGAAAAUCUCUCUCUCUCUCUCUCUCUCUCUGAAAAAACAACAGAGCAAUUUUCGGUUUUCUCCUCUCCUCUCUUUCAUUAUAUCUUCCUGAAUUUUUUCUCACCCUUUGGCUAAAAAAAGAAAAAAAAGGAAAAAAAGUCAGUAAAAAAGGAAAAGUUUUCCAAUCCCAAAAAGCCGUCGAACUCUUCGGCCCGAAUUCCUCUUUGCCAAGGCUUAAUGCAUCGAAAACUGCAGUCUCAAGGAGUGGCAAAUUACGGGAAUCGAGCAGUAACCUCUGUUGGAAGAGGGGACUGUGGAGAAGUAUGGGCUGCAUUUGUUCAAAAGGCGGCACUGCUGACGAGUUUGUUGGAAGUCGGAGAGAGAAGGUAUUGGGCAAGUCGUCAAGACGGUUGUCCGCUCCCUCAAGGAGAGAGGAGGUUGUAGUGGAGGCCGAUGGAAGUAACAGGAAUGAUGGAACAGUGAGGUUGAUAUCGAAGUCACAAGAGAAUGUGGGUCUGACACCACUUUCAUCAGAUGAGGGGGAGAAGAAUGCGGCGGUUAUUGAGAGGCUAAGGAAAACCAGCCAUCAACUACGGACGGCCACAGAUACUGUGACUAAUGAAGUGGAGCCCAAUUUGAGAAUUACCACUGUGCCCAAUGGUGUUCAGGGUGAACAGGUUGCUGCUGGGUGGCCGUCUUGGCUCACAGCGGUGGCAGGUGAAGCGAUCAAGGGAUGGGUGCCUCGUCGGGCGGAUUCAUUUGAGAAAUUAGACAAAAUUGGACAAGGAACUUAUAGUAAUGUAUACAAGGCUCGCGAUCUUGAAACUGGCAAAAUUGUUGCGCUGAAGAAAGUGCGGUUCGUUAAUAUGGAUCCUGAGAGUGUCCGUUUUAUGGCAAGAGAGAUUCAUGUUCUGCGUAGACUAGAUCACCCAAAUGUUGUGAAGCUCGAAGGUUUGAUAGCACCCCGUAUGUCAAACAGCUUGUACCUUGUAUUUGAAUAUAUGGAACAUGAUCUUGCUGGACUUGCAGCAACUCCCGGUCUCAAGUUUACCGAACCACAGAUCAAGUGCUAUAUGCAACAAUUGCUUCGUGGCCUUGAACACUGCCAUAGUCGUGGGGUUCUGCAUCGAGAUAUCAAGGGAUCAAAUCUUCUGAUUGACAACAAUGGCAUUCUCCGGAUUGCAGAUUUUGGCCUGGCCACAUUUUUCCAUCCUGAUCAGAAACAGCCGCUGACAAGCCGAGUCGUAACAUUGUGGUAUCGACCUCCCGAGCUUUUGCUAGGUGCCACAGAGUAUGGGGUUGCAGUUGACCUGUGGAGUACUGGUUGCAUCCUAGCAGAAUUGCUUGCUGGGAAACCAAUCAUGCCAGGAAGAACAGAGGUGGAGCAAUUGCACAAGAUCUUUAAGCUUUGCGGUUCACCAUCCGAGGAUUACUGGAGGACAUCAAAAUUGCCACAUGCAACCAUUUUUAAACCUCAACACCCUUACAAGCGUUGUGUUGCAGAGAUGUUCAAGGAUUUUGCUCCCUCAGCCUUAGCUCUAAUGGAUGUCCUUCUUGCAAUAGAACCUGCGCAUCGCGGAACAGCAGCUUCUGCCCUUAAGAGCAAGUUCUUCACGACACAACCUCUUGCCUGCGAUCCUUCAAGUUUGCCUAAAUAUCCACCAAGCAAGGAGUUUGAUGCUAAGCUUAGGGAAGAGGAAGCUAGAAGGCAAAGAACAGCAUCUGUGAAAGAGCAUGGAUCUGAAUCCAUCAGAAAAGAGCCAAGAGAAUCCAAAGCAAUCCCAGCCCCAGAUGCCAAUGCUGAACUGCAGUCGUCAUUGCAGAAGCGACAGACACAAUCAAAUCAUAAAAGCAGCAGUGAGAAAUUCAAUCCUCAAGAGGAUUGUGGGUCUGGUUUUUCCAUUCAUCCCCCCAGUGGAACUUCUCAGAAUGGUUUUUCUCAUUCUGGCCGGUUUCUGCAACCUGGUACAUUUGGCUCCUUGUGGAAGAAGAAGGCGAAGGAUGACGAGAUUCUGACAGCUCCUGGCCAGGCAUUCAGCUCUUCAAGGGCUUCUAAUGGCUCAGAUUCAAAAACGCAGGGAUCUUACAUGCCCCAAGGGGCUCCUAACUUGUCAAACUUAUCUGGUUUGGUGGCAGCAAGAAGUACUAAUCACAGGGAGAGGAGCACGCAUCCACACUGGCCAGAGCAGAGAUCAAAUGGGAGAUGCAAUCAGAUGGAUGAUGCUGAGGCCUCUGGAAAGCAGGAAUGGACCCACCAUUUGCUGGAUAGGGCAUCCUCCUCUCAUAAGAAGGGUGAAAGAACAAGCGGCAAGGAAUCUACUGUGGGUUAUGGUGGCAAGAAGAACAGAAUCCACUACUCUGGGCCAUUGUUGCCUCCAAGCGGAAACUUAGACGAAAUGCUCAAAGAGCACGAGAGGCAGAUCCAACAAGCUGUACGCAAAGCACGCCAUGACAAGACGAAGCCCAAGAAAAGCCACGCUGAGAAAACCCAAUUCGAGGCGCUGCUUUACCCUGGGAGAAAUGGCGGUACAGAUGUCUAAGGUGCGAGUAGCUUGCUACACCAGCUAAAUGCUCCGAAAGCCGAGAGGGGUAACAAAGAAGACGUUCACCAUUUCGCUUUGUGCUUUUGGGCUUUGGUCUCUCAUUAAAGGAGGGGAGGAACUAACACCAGGGAGAGCUUCUUUGGGGUGUGGAAUCAUUUGGGAAGGCAGGACCUGGGAUCACCAAGAUAUAUACAUUAGAGGAACGGAUGUCGAUUUUGGGAAAGCUUGCGGUGAUUCGGAAAUCACCUCCGAUGAAGCCGUAAUCUGACUUUGAGGUGAGAAGUAAUAAAGAAAAAAGAAAGGAGGAGAAGAAAAGAAAAGAACAUGGCCUCUAACUCUGUAUCUUGGAUCUCCGAUGGCUUUAGCGAGGAUGAGACAGUGGGCCUCAAUGGCUUCAUCGGGUCAAUGUGUAUUUGGGCUGAGACAGGGAUUCAUUUUUGGGAAGCUGAAAGGGGAUGGGCAAGGCCCUUGGAUUCUUUGGGUGGUGGCUAGUUAAUAUAGAUUAUAUGUGUUCCAAGAGCAAUGCCCCUUUUACUGACAGAGAUGAAUCUAUUUAAAACUAAAGUUGAUCA
Messenger RNA from Magnolia sinica, 3166 nucleotides. Its product is annotated as probable serine/threonine-protein kinase At1g54610. Gene Ontology annotation, cellular component: nucleus; cyclin-dependent protein kinase holoenzyme complex. The coding region runs from base 375 to 2591 and encodes 738 amino acids. The transcript has 9 exons. The record is from RefSeq and is a predicted model, not a curated record. Lineage: Eukaryota; Viridiplantae; Streptophyta; Magnoliopsida; Magnoliales; Magnoliaceae. Gene Ontology annotation, biological process: protein phosphorylation; positive regulation of transcription elongation by RNA polymerase II. Gene Ontology annotation, molecular function: cyclin-dependent protein serine/threonine kinase activity; ATP binding; RNA polymerase II CTD heptapeptide repeat kinase activity.